Messenger RNA from Ipomoea triloba (trilobed morning glory), 1465 nucleotides. Its product is annotated as WUSCHEL-related homeobox 8-like. Bases 212 to 1378 code for a protein of 388 amino acids. The transcript is spliced from 6 exons. Gene Ontology annotation, molecular function: DNA-binding transcription factor activity; DNA binding. Gene Ontology annotation, biological process: regulation of developmental process. Lineage: Eukaryota; Viridiplantae; Streptophyta; Magnoliopsida; Solanales; Convolvulaceae. The record is from RefSeq and is a predicted model, not a curated record.
CAUUUACUUAUGAUGUAAUACAAAGAGACAAUCUGAUCAGGUUUCAGAACACCCUUGCUAGGAUACCUUCUGAUCUUCAAUAACCCCACCCCACCCCACCACCUAAAUACAUACAAACUGGUGAUUAUUUGGCCAUUGUAGUACUAUUGACUAUUGUACAAGUUUUUAUCUCAUCAAAGGACAUUUCUUGUUUAUCCGCUACCUACCUAUCAUGUCCUCCAACAAGCACUGGCCUAGCCUGUUCAGGUCCAAGCCUUCCGGUUCUAAUCAACGCCAGCGUGACUCCAACUCCUCCCUCUCGGGCGGGGCAGGGGCUGAGGAGAGGACGCCAGAGCCAAAGCCUAGGUGGAAUCCCAAGCCAGAACAAAUACGUAUUCUGGAAUCACUUUUCAAUUCCGGGGUGGUGAAUCCGUCCCGGGAGGAGAUAAGGCGGAUCAGGUUAAGACUGGAGGAGUAUGGAGAAGUAGGAGAUGCGAACGUAUUUUACUGGUUUCAGAACCGGAAAUCCCGGAGCAAGAAUAAGCAGCGGCAGCUCCAUAUCCAGAACGCCAUGGCGGCAGCGGCGGCUGCGGCAGUAGUGGAGCCACAGCAAAACCCUUCUCCUCCUCCUCCGCCGCCUCCAGCGGCGGUCACUUUCCUGGGCAAUAACCCUAUCAUGAUCGGAACCUCAUCCUCGUCCUCAUCUUCCGACAAUUCCGCCGACCACCUGGGCUUAUCAUUCUUCACCCACUCUCCUUCUUCGGUUAACCAGCAAACCUUGUACCAGGCUCCUCCUCCUAAUGAUCAUCUUCUCCCUGAGCCCUACUAUUACCCUCAACCCCCAAACACUUCCGGCGGCGCUUCUUUCACUCAAGGGUUUUUCCUCCCUGAUUCCCCGAAUGUUCCGCUCUCUUCUGAUCUCACUAUUGGGAAUUCUUCUGGGAUUUUGCCCACAGAGUUCAUGGGGUUUAACCCUCCUCCUCCUCCUUCUAAAGGCUAUGACAAUGAGGGCAUCAAUCUGGAUUUGGGUUAUGGCACUGUUACAUCACUCCCAACCACUACUGUUACUGCUCCCAAUGCUCCUCUCACCCUCCUCCCACCCCCCUCCACAACUGUUCCAUCUACUCUCUAUCAUUUCCAAGGUUUAGGGGACCUGAAUGUGGAUGCGGGCGCCGCGGUGGUGGAGCAGCAGAAAGCUACUCUUCUGAUCAACGGCAUACCGUUUGAUGUGGCGGCCGCCGCGCCGUUCGACGUCCGGGGGACGUUCGGCGAUGAGUCCAUGCUGGUUAAUUGCUACUCUGGUCAGGCUUUGGACACUAAUGAAUGGGGCGUCACUGUUAAUCCCCUACAGCCAGGAGCCGUCUACUACCUGGUCCGCUCCUCACAUGUAGAAGAAUGAAUGGUGGGUCGGUGUUGAUUGAUACCAAGAAAUGAUGAAAAAGUUACCUGCAGUUACCUAUUUGCCAUUGUUGCUGUUCCUUCUCAA